Molecule: messenger RNA, 1643 nt
Organism: Phragmites australis (common reed)
Lineage: Eukaryota; Viridiplantae; Streptophyta; Magnoliopsida; Poales; Poaceae
Product: probable protein phosphatase 2C 47
Exons: 5
Coding region: 218-1327 (369 amino acids)
Biological process (GO): protein dephosphorylation
Molecular function (GO): protein serine/threonine phosphatase activity; cation binding
Source: RefSeq, a predicted model, not a curated record
CGUUCCGUCCCCAACCGGACUCCAAAUUGACGAACUCCUCCUCCUCCUCCUCACGCCUUGCCUGCUCUCUCUCCCCGCCCCAUCGCUACCCACCACCUCCGGCGACCCCGCCCACCUCCUCCGCCUCCUCGCGUGGCUGCGGCCUGCACCCAGCGUCCCUCACGGCGACGACGCACGACCCGUUCCGUUCCCCGGUGAGUAACGGAGAGCUCGAGACAUGAGUGGGGGAGUAGAGCCGGAGACCCCGCCGGGUAGCAGCAGCGGCGGGAGCACGCCGGUGGGCGGCAAGCCACCGCGGCACCACCUGACGUCCAUGCGCCACUGCGCGAGCAGCGCCCUCAUCGCCGCGGCCUCCGCAGAAUUUGAGCUGGAUUCGGGGACACUGAGCUUGAUCUCGCCCACAGGCAUCCGUCCGGGCUUCCUGCCUGUGUUUCGGUCGGGGAGCUGCUCGGAUAUGGGGCCCAAAUCGUACAUGGAGGACGAACAUGUCUGUGUCGACAACCUCAUCGAGCAUCUCGGAUUGCGUACUCCAGGCAUGCCUGCACCGGGUGCCUUCUAUGGGGUGUUUGAUGGCCAUGGUGGUACAGAUGCUGCCUGUUUUGUUCGGAAGAAUAUACUGAAGUUCAUAACCGAAGAUUGCCACUUCCCCAACAGCAUGGAGAAGGCAAUCAAAAGUGCAUUCGUAAAGGCUGAUCACGCAAUUGCGGAUUCCCAUUCUCUUGACCGUUAUUCUGGGACGACAGCAUUGACGGUUUUUAUAUUUGGCAGGACAUUGCUUGUUGCGAAUGCCGGUGACUGUCGAGCGGUAUUAGGAAAGCGAGGCCGAGCUGUUGAACUAUCUAGAGACCACAAACCCAGCUGCACGGUUGAAAGGCUCAGAAUUGAAAAGCUUGGUGGCACUGUCUUCGAUGGCUAUCUCAAUGGGCAGCUGUCUGUAGCAAGGGCAAUUGGUGAUUGGCACAUGAAAGGUUCCAAAGGCUCUAUAUGCCCUCUUACUCCGGAACCUGAGUUUCGGGAGGUUAGACUUACCGAAGAAGAUGAGUUUUUGAUAAUAGGCUGUGAUGGCCUUUGGGAUGUGAUGAGCAGCCAGUGUGCCGUGUCAAUGGUAAGGAAAGAGCUGACGGCACACAAUGAUCCACAACGAUGCUCACGAGAGCUUGUCCAAGAAGCACUCAGACGGGACUGCUGUGAUAACCUAACUGCAGUUGUCGUAUGCUUCUCAGCAGACCCACCCCCUCAAAUCGAGGUCCCAAGAUUCCGGGUACGAAGAAGCAUUUCAAUGGAGGGGUUGCACACGCUAAGGGGAGCUCUCGACGAUAAUGUCUGAGCUCUCAAAGUAUGCCUUCCCCUGCAACUUUGUUGUAUGAUGAUUUUCUUCUUUGUUGUUUAUCUGUUAAAGGUUUGCUCUGCUCAUUGAGGUUUGAGCUAUAGGUCUCGGAAUAAGUUUUGUAGAAUUAUUUUGCAAUUUUAUUGAGGUGUAGGCUAAUCAUUUAGUUGAGGCGAUGAUUUAUCUGUACCGGCUGCCAUUUGAUUGUUGAGUGCUCAGUGUAAUCGAGCAAUUAACCGACAUUCUUGUUCAGGUACCAAUGAGAGUUAUAACAGGUUAUCAGUUUUGCUCUGCUUCAGAAUUCCAUUUCUCUGAA